AGUCGGGGUUCAGCCGUGGUAGUGAUCGGGUGUCCUUAGCAAGCCUCUCUCGUGCCGAGUGCGUCUCGUGGUUAAGAGUUCUGACUAGCCAGUCCUAGCGAGGCUGCGGCUUGAAGUAGCCAGAGCGAUGUGACCCCAUAAAAAUCAUCUGACUCGGGACCUUAGAGACUUUUAAAGACGUCCGCCCGCCCCGGUGUGGUUCGGCGACCGAAAAAGGACCCCAUUUGACUGAGGGGUAAUUCACCGCCAAGAGCCGAAUCUUCACGUCACUCUCGCUCCUACGAGCUGGCAGUCAAGAUGAGCAGGAGCUGGGUUCUCCUCGCCUUUGUGUGGAUGUCUGUGGUGCUGCCAUCUAGUGACAGUGUGGACGAUAUCUCCGGGGAUUACACCGGGUAUGGGUCACUUGUGCGCGUGCGCCGAAAAGCCGCGGAUUCAACCCAGCUUUGGCCAGACGGCUUGGUGCCUUAUACCUUCUUAGAACCACAACCCAGCCGCAGCAUCAUCAUUUCCGGGCUGCGUCACUGGGAGACGCACACCUGCAUCAGAUUCAUGCCCGUGAACAACACCGCCUUUCCCCACCUGCAGUUCCGAAGACUCUCCGGCUGUCGUAGUGGCGUGGGCAUCGAGGGUACCAGCGGGCAGAACGUAUCCAUCGGAGACAAUUGCAACAAGCUGGGCAUCGUCGUCCACGAAAUAGGACAUGCCUUGGGGUUCUAUCACGAGAUUCGCCGACCAGACCGGGACGAUCAUGUGGUCAUCAACGAGAACAACAUCCUCAAGGAUGAGCUCUUCAACUUCUACAAACUGCACUGGCUCGACAUUUCCAUCAAGUACGACCUCUCUUCCGUCAUGCAUUACAACCCUUUGGAAUGGUCGUCAAAUGAACGCACAACCGUUGCGACCAAAGACCCAAUGCUUCAAGGUGUUAUUGGCAGAUGGAAACAGGAGUCUGACUUGGGUCUGUCUCACAGAGACAAACUACUUGCCAAUACCAUCUAUGGAUGCCUAGAUCGGUGGUUGGGAAAAUGUAACUUGAACCGGAAUCCUUGCAAGAAUGAAGGUUAUCUCAGUGAUACUUGUACUUGCAUCUGCGCACCUGGUACCACUGGAAGAACUUGUGAAACCACUAUAGGAGGCUACUAUGAUAGUCUCAAAUCACCAUGCAGCCAGGAAGUAAGCUAUUCAACCUACAUAUCAUCUCCUAAUUAUCCACUUAAUUAUGAUUCAGACACUUGGUGUGUCUACCGUCUGAAAGGUGAGGAGUGCCAGGCACCAGGGAUAGAGAUCAUUGAUUUCCAGCUGGGACCAAGAAGCCACAGAAACCAGUGCUUCCAUGAUUACUUGGAAAUUCGCAAUCAUACUCUUUACAAUGGUUUCAUAAAAUGUGGUACGGAUGUUGCAAGAGGCACCAAGUGGAUAUCAUCAGGAAGUACAAUGAUCCUGUAUUUCAAAGGAAGUGAGGGUGGAUACAGGGGCUUCAAGGCUAAAGUGGAAUUCAAUCCAAUACCAGGCUGCUGCAGAACCCAUACCAAUUCUUCAGCCUACUUCCUUCACACUCCAGGAUAUCCACAUCCCUAUUCUGGAGAUUUCAACUGUUCUUACAGCAUUACUGCAGAAGCACCUGCCAGAGUGGUAGUCACUGUAAUAAGAAAGAGUGGAUCGAAAACUGAUGAUCGUUGGACUUGUGCUCUUCAACUUUGUCAACCUCAUGGCCGUUGUCACAGCCAUUGCAAGGGUGUCAUUGCUGAUGGUUUCUCAAGACAUCUGCCAAAAGAAGUGAUUCUUCCUAAUGUAGCUUCAGUUCAUUACCUGCAGUACAGUGGAAAUGACUCACCCUUCAGUUCAGAAAAUGCAGCCUUUCAAGUUGGUUUCACCAUAGAGGACUCACCAUGUCACAGGGUCAUCAUUGUCAACCGGACAGAACCCCGUGGAUGGAUCACUGUUGGCCCACGCUUCUUUGAGUUACUUCAGUGCGAGUGGUGGUUUCAGGCACCAAGAGGAAGCCAUGUUAAGAUAACCAUGAAAGACUUGCAUCUACCUGUCCAUGAAGACUCCUACCUAGCAAUCAACGAAGCAGGAGAAGCCACAUAUCCAAAGGACACGACUCGUGUUUACCAUGAUUUUGAUCACACCCCAAAGACCUUUGUGUCGCUCGAGUACAAGCUGGCGAUUGUUUUACAAGGAGAUUUCAUAACAGAAGUCUCUUUUAAGUAUGAACUUUAUGACUGUGUAGACACAGAUGAUGAAUGUGAAUAUUGGGCAGCUAAUGACGAAUGUGACAAGAAUCCUUACUGGAUGAAGAAGAACUGCAAGAAGUCAUGUGCUGUGUGUGAAUACUCUGCAGUAUGUGAGGAUGACCACAAUGAAUGCGACUUUUGGGCAACUCACGAACAGUGCAAUGAAAACCGCAUUUGGAUGAACGCACACUGUAAGAAAUCCUGUGGAUAUUGUGACCUGUGCAGGGAUGCAAAUCCUCAGUGCCCAGAGUGGGCUGAGAUGGGUGACUGCAGAGGAAAUCCCAGUUACAUGGAUCAGUUUUGCAGGAAAUCUUGUGGCCUGUGUGGUAAUAUUGAAACUGCAACUACAGCUGUAAAAUCUACAGGAAAAGUCGGUGUCACAAGUACCUCUCACACUCCAAUAUCAACAACUGCCGACAAAGACAAAGAAACUAGCAGGCCUGAUAAUCACCGGACAAUUAAUCAGACGUUUAAGCUGAACAAACAUAAACUUAAAAGACACAGAAACAAGAGUGUCAAACCAAGCAAAGACAGAUUUAAGAAGUAUAAACAAAACAAUGUCAUGCUACCACCAUAUGGUGAAGAAAAUGAAGACAUUGAUUCUUUUGAAGUUAACAAGCUGGAUGAUGGUCUCAGUAAAGAAAAGAAUCUAAAGAAACCGUUUGAUACAGGAAGAACACCAAAGCUUAUGAAAAAGAAGAAGAAGAAGAAGAACGUCACUGCUAGCAUUUCAGAAGAGCACCAGAAACCUAAAUCUCAUAGAAGCAGAACAUCUCCGCCUAAUACACAAAUAGGAAAUUACAGAAAUAAAAAGAGGAAAUAUAAGGUAAUUACUGAGUCUCCAGGAAAGAAUCAAACAGAAGAUAAGGAUUCUGUUGUUUCAGGAGAUGCCACAAGACUUGUUGCUCUGCCACUGACUCGGGAGAGAAAUGAAUCAGAACUCCAGGGGAAACCAAUCUUACCCCUGAAUUCAUCAGAGGAUGCCAGUAAGACAAAUGAUACACAAGGGGGAGAGAUUUUAGUAAGAAUAUUGUCCAGUGAUGAGAGAGUUAGGCAAAAUGAGUCUGAUGUGGGUUGCCAUGAAGAAAGCAAUUGCUUCAGUCCUCAGAUAGAACACCCACUUCCUGACAGUAAGCAAAUUAGUCAAACAGAUAAUAAGAUACUGAAAAUCAACAAUAAAAUUUUUGUUGGAAAUCCCAGGAAACUCAACCGUACAAAUAUUUCCUCAAAGAAAAUAAGAAAAAAUAAAUCUGCUGUCAAGAAACGAAAUAGGAAUAAGAAGAAAAAGAAAAGGUGCAGGAAAAAUAGAGGCCCACGAAAGCUCUCUCUUCCUAAUAAAAUUGUAAGAAAUGAUACGCAAAAGUACAUACGGAAAAAUUCAAGACGCCGCUCAAAACCUAUGAAUAACCAGAAUGAAAGGAAGAGAAGACGGAAAAGUAAGCCUGGAGACAAAGGACGUAACAAAGGCUACUGCAGAGGAUCAAGAAAACAGUCUGGAAGGCAUCACAAAAAGACUCAUGGAAGUGGUCACACAAAAUCGGAUGAAUCAAAUCAAACAGCAACUUGGUCUAUUGAAAAUAUCUCUACCACUGUAAGAAACAAUGAAACUGUUGAUCCACCAAUAGUCACCACAAGAUUACCAUAUAUCCCACAACCCACAUCAUCUAUUCCUUUGACAACCAGUGAAGUGACUUUGGAAGAGUCUGUUACAACCACAGAAUUAGUAGAAGUAACAACCACUGAAACCCCAGCAAAUAACUUCAUAACCACUCCAGCUACAUUACAUUCAAGCACAAUUAUGUCAGUGCCAAGAACUUCUCUAGCCAGUACAACAGCUGCUACAGUUGCUAUUAGUACUACAGAAGCAAGUAGCAUCCACUCAACCCUACCAAUAGACAGAACCAGUCCAAAUGUUUCAAAAAGUAGCCAUUAUAACAAAGAAAAUAAUUCAAUAUUUUCUGACGUAAGUUUGAAUGCAACAAGUCCCCACAGAAAAAGGAAAGACAAACACCAUAGCAGACUAAACAUAGGACGCAAUAAUAAGAAAUCUCAAAGUCAACAGAAGCACAAAGGGCCUAAUUUGAAUCGAAGUUCCAGGAGGAAUGGUAAAAGAAAUCAAAAUACAAAGCAAAAACGAGGUCAGUGGCUAAAUAAAACAAGGCACAGAAAGGUGUUUCCAAAAGCAAAUUAUACCCGGAAGUGGAACAAGCAAUCACGGUGGCUUAAGAGAAGAAAAAAGCAAAGGCUGAGAAAGGGGACACGUGAUAAUCCUGACCCAUCCCACGGUCUGAAGAAUAAAGUGAACCAUGUAAAAGAUAGAAAUUACCUAAAAAAACAUCAGAAUAAAUCUUUGCCUCGUCAAAAGAAACUUUACUCACCUGGAGGAGCCCUCUCCACUGCCUCUCCACCAGCACCCUCAAGUACUUCCAGCAUUCCAUCUCCAGAAGAGAUGAUGAUCAUGAGAACACCUAAUACACAAACAGAAGUGAGUACUGAGCUUCAUGCAAUGCUGAAAACUGAACCAGAAGUAGAAAAUCAAAUUAGAGAUUAUGGAAUAAUAAUUCCUGUGAGCAAAACAGAGGAUGACAAAAUAAUGAGCACUGGAUCUCAAGAAGACGAAUUGGAAAGUGACCAGAUGGAUGGGCCUCCUCAAAGAACUCCCAAAAAAUAUGCCGAGUGGGGUAUUGGGCCUGUAAAAUCUCCUCAUAACACAGGUCUCAGAGCUCGUCCCAAAUGGAAGUACCGAAGAUCUUUUUAUAGAAGAGAUCAUAUCUAUGAAGAUAUUUGGCCAUUAUUUGAUGGCACUGCGUAUGGAAAGAAGAGGUGACAUUGAAAUCAGAUCUGCUCUUCAGCAUCAACUAAAUUUUUACCAUGUAUUGUGUAAUUUCAUUUGUAUGGUUUUAUCUGAACCAUUCAGAUAAAGAUGUCUCUCUCUCUCUCUCUCUCUCUCUCUAUCUC
Molecule: messenger RNA, 5195 nt
Organism: Macrobrachium nipponense
Lineage: Eukaryota; Metazoa; Arthropoda; Malacostraca; Decapoda; Palaemonidae
Exons: 23
Coding region: 298-5064 (1588 amino acids)
Biological process (GO): proteolysis
Cellular component (GO): plasma membrane
Molecular function (GO): zinc ion binding; metalloendopeptidase activity
Source: RefSeq, a predicted model, not a curated record